Caretta caretta (loggerhead turtle) is the source of this 9972-nucleotide messenger RNA. RefSeq names its product protocadherin 7 (gene PCDH7). Gene Ontology annotation, molecular function: calcium ion binding. The record is from RefSeq and is a predicted model, not a curated record. Gene Ontology annotation, cellular component: plasma membrane. Lineage: Eukaryota; Metazoa; Chordata; Testudines; Cheloniidae. Gene Ontology annotation, biological process: homophilic cell-cell adhesion.
CUGGUAGGUGACACUACGUUUUAGCAAUCACUGAAGCAGCAAGUCCCUAUUCGGAAAUACAUCUAUUACUUCUUCUUACAUGUGUUUAUUUGCCUAACCCUCCCCCACCCUUCCCACAUACAUUCUCUCUUUCUCUGAGGGUCCAAUUUUCCCAAGAAACACACAGAUGCCGUUGAAAAUGGGCAUUCAAAUCAGUGAAAGACGCACAAUAAAGACAAAACCCCCAGCACUGGGGAACAGUCCAGCGAAAGCCUGAGCUCUCUAAUGCACUCCCCUUUCCCCCCUGGAGUCUGAUCCUGUUACCGUCACUGCAGCUCAUCAUCUGUCUCAGAGAAGCACCAGCGGACAGAAAAGGUGGGAAUCUAUGCAAAAUGAGUUGUUUGACCAACAUGAUGCCACAACAUGCCGUCACCAGCGCACCCAGGGGCUCUAAAAUAAAAGGAAGAACAACAAUGUGCUUAACAAUAAUUGAUCACUGAAGAGUCAGAAGGUGGUGGUGGCUUGAGGGGGGAGGAAAUCACAGGAGACCAUGGGUUAGAGAGAGCAACAGCAGCAGCGCUGUGGUGUGUACCAAGGAUGGGCUUGAAGACUGGGCUGGUGUUCUGCGAUCAGCAGCUAUCCCACUUGCAGCUGCAGAGGGUAAGGCUGGGCUUUCUGGAGUGCAGCGCUUGGCUCGUCCUCCCUCCCUCCCUCUCUCGGCGUGUGUAGCGCAGGCGGCUCUGCUGCUGCAGCGUCAGGGAAGAGCCGCCGAGAGAGGCUCCAGCCGCUCUCACCACUUUGGGCAAACUUGCUGGUUUACUGCUUUUUUUCCGAGUGGGAAGCGGCGCCUCACUCGCCGUUCAACAUUUUAAAGCAGAAGCCGCUUUGCUGCGAAAGCGCCUGAACCACACUUCUCUGGAAGGCACAAGAUUUCACCCGCCGAGGCGGUGGGGUUCAGAGGAGACAAUUGACUGGUAUCCUUUUCUUUGCAAAGAGGACUGCAUUUUUAUAAAUCGCACCGCGGCUCUCCUCCCCGCCCCUUUGCCAUUCCGCUUAUAUGGAUGUAAUUCAGAAUCUGUUAAUUCACGUGGGGGAUCCAGUUACAUCUCGUUCCGCUCCGGGUAUAUUAACGAGAGAGCAAGGCAAUAAUCGCCUUUGGACACAUAGCCUUGUUGCUAACCUUUGAACUGAAAGGAUCAAGUUCAGCUCUGGUUACCUGCAUUGGGACGGAAAGGAAGAAGAGAGAGAGAGAGAGAGAGAGAGAGAGAGAGAGAGAGAGAGAGAGAGAGACUGCAAUCUCAUUUGUGAAUCGCUCUCACAGUGCUGCAGAUCCAGAUUGCUAUAACACAUGCAGUGGAAAUGCAGGUAAGGCACACACACAAACUGCGGAUGCAAAAACAAACUUGGGACUCUUGUGUGUGUGUAUGUGCAUUGCUCCAGCUCUGGAAAUUUUGGGCAAACGGCUUCUGCAGUUUUUGUAGCGUUGCUUUGUGACUAAUGACCUUGCGCAGAGUUGUUAAAAAAAAUCCUCUACGGAGAAAGAACUGAACAUUUUAGGCGAUCUGUGAAGAUGGAUUUGGGUGCUUUUCUGCUAACCGAAGGGGAUUUUCUGUGGACUGCUCUGUGAUACAGGGGGUUCUCGCCUACCCACUGUACAGCUACCGGUAUUACUGGGAUUUUUUUAAUUUUUAUUUUAUUUUGAUCAGUUAUUUAAUUGUAUUUUUUGCCCAUUGCUAAGAGGAUUGGGAGUUUUCCGGACACAACUCCUUUGAAUGAGGCGAUUCACAUUUUUUUCCGUGUGCGUGCAGAGUGGGGAAAGAAAAGAGCUAAUGCCUUAGUCGUAAACGGCUGAGAGAGACAGAGGGAGAAGAGUGUGAAUUGUACUUAACUCUAGGAGCAAAGAAGGCGACCUGGGGAGGGGGGCUUCGAAUAGCGCCGUGCUGCUCCUGCUUUUAUUACAAACCUUGCAAAGUGAUUACAGUGAGGAGGAGCAGGAAAAUCCCGUCCUAUCUGUUGAGAUGAAUCUUUAAAAAGCAAAAUACACUGUCCCAUCAACUGUAAGCAUAUUGCAACUGGAAGGAAGGGAGGAGAGGAGCCAACACUAGGGUUUUGAUCACCGAUUGCACCAGUUAUGAGACAAUAAGUUUCCCGGAAGAGAAGGAUUUUAUAAUUGAUCACCCGCACGCCGAGCAUUUCUGUUGGCUUGUCAGGGGAGUUGGUGGGAGAGAGGAGGGGGUUUUUGGUGAGAAGAAGAUGAGGAAGAUGCGGACUCUCUUUGGCUUUGUGCAUUGCUGCUGCUGCUGCUUCUUGCUCCUGCUGCCUCCGCCGCUCUGGGUCAGCCUGGCCGCGGCCAAGCAGCUGCUGAGGUACCGGCUGGCCGAGGAAGGACCUGCCGACAUCCGCAUAGGCAACGUGGCUUCGGACCUGGGCAUCGUGACUGGCUCUGGAGAGGUGACAUUCAGCCUGGAGUCGGGCUCCGACUACCUGAAGAUCGAUAACAUGACCGGGGAGCUGAGCACCACAGAGCGGCGCAUAGACCGCGAGAAGCUGCCGCAGUGCCAGAUGAUCUUCGAUGAGAACGAGUGCUUCCUGGACUUCGAGGUCUCGGUGAUCGGCCCUUCGCAGAGCUGGGUGGACCUCUUCGAGGGCAGGGUCAUCAUCCUGGACAUCAACGACAACACCCCCACCUUCCCCUCGCCCGUCCUCACCCUUACCGUGGAGGAGAACCGGCCCGUAGGGACCCUCUAUCUCCUCCCCACCGCCACCGACAGAGACUUCGGCCGCAACGGCAUCGAGCGCUACGAGCUGCUGCAAGAGCCCGGCGGGGACGGGGGCAGACGCGGAGGAGGGGGGUCGGCUUCUGCAGCUGAGAGCGCCCUCUACCCCGGCGGCAGUAAGAGGAGGCAGGAGCCGGACGGGGCGGCCCGCAGCAGCGUGUUCGAGCUGCAGGUGGCCGAUACCCCUGACGGGGAGAAGCAGCCGCAGCUGAUUGUCAAGGGGGCGCUGGACCGAGAGCAGAGGGACUCCUAUGAACUGAGCCUGAGGGUGCGGGACGGCGGCGACCCGGCCCGCUCCUCCCAGGCCAUCCUGAGGGUGCUGAUCACCGACGUGAACGACAACAGCCCCCGCUUUGAGAAGAGCGUCUACGAGGCGGACCUGGCGGAGAACAGCAGCCCCGGGACCCCCAUCCUGCAGCUGCGGGCCGCCGACCUGGACGUGGGGGUGAACGGGCAGAUCGAGUACGUCUUCGGGGCGGCCACGGAGUCGGUGCGGCGCCUGCUGCGUCUGGACGAGACCUCGGGCUGGCUCAGCGUCUUGCACCGCAUCGACCGGGAGGAGGUGAACCAGCUCCGCUUCACCGUCAUGGCCCGGGAUCGGGGCCAGCCGCCCAAGACCGACAAGGCCACGGUGGUGCUGAACAUCCGCGACGAGAACGACAACGUGCCCACCAUCGACAUCCGCAAGAUCGGCCGCAUCCCGCUGCGGGACGGGGUGGCCAGCGUGGCCGAGGACGUGCUGGUGGACACCCCCAUCGCCCUGGUGCAGGUGUCCGACCGCGACCAGGGCGAGAACGGCGUGGUGACCUGCACGGUGGUAGGGGACGUGCCCUUCCAGCUCAAGCCGGCCAGCGAGGGCGAGGGGGAGCCCCAGAACAAGCGCAAGUACUUCCUGCACACCUCGGCCCCGCUCGACUACGAGGCCGUCCGUGAAUACAACGUGGUGAUCGUGGCCGUGGACUCGGGCAGCCCCAGCCUGUCCAGCAACAACUCGCUGCUGGUGCGGGUGGCGGACACCAACGACAACCCGCCCGUGUUCGGCCAGGCCGUGCUGGAGGUCUCCUUCCCGGAGAACAACUCGCCCGGGGAGAGGGUGGCCACGGUGGCGGCCACGGACGCGGACAGCGGCAAGAACGCCGAGAUCUUCUACUCGCUGGAGCCCUCGCCCCUCUCCUCGGAGGCGCCCGGCGGCAUCUUCAGCAUCGACCCGGACUCCGGGGACGUGCUGGUGCAGGCGGUGCUGGACCGCGAGCAGCGCGACACCUACGAGUUCCAGGUGACGGCCCGGGACAAGGGGGCGCCGGCCCUGCAGGGCUCCACCACGGUGGUGGUGCGGGUGGCCGACCGCAACGACAACGAGCCGCGCUUCAUGCAGGACGUGUUCACCUUCUACGUGAAGGAGAACCUGCAGCCCAACAGCCCCGUGGGCAUGGUGACCGUGAUGGACUCCGACCGGGGCCGCAACGCCGAGCUCAGCCUCUCCAUCCAGCCCGGGGAGCAGGACCAGGCCGCCGGCAUCUUCUCCAUCGAGAACGACACCGGCACCAUCUACUCCACCGUCUCCUUCGACCGGGAGCAGCAGACCAGCUACACCUUCAAGGUCAAGGCGCUGGACGGAGGGGAGCCGCCCCGCUCGGCCACCGCCACAGUCAAUCUCUUCGUGAUGGACGAGAACGACAACCCGCCCGCCGUCACUUUCCCCAGCAACAGCUCCUACACCGUGCUGCCCCCCUCCAGCAACCUGCGCACCGUGGUGGCCACCGUGCUGGCCACCGACGCGGACACGGGCCUCAACGCCGACCUCAACUUCAGCAUCGUCGGGGGCAACCCCUUCAAGCUCUUCGAGAUCGACCCGGCCAGCGGCGUGGUGUCCUUGGUAGGCAAGCUGGCCCCCAAGCACUACGGCCUGCACCGCCUGGUGGUGCAGGUGAACGACAGCGGCCAGCCGCCCCAGACCACCACCGCCUUGCUCCACGUCUUCGUCAACGAGAGCCUCUCCAACGCCACCGUGGUGGAGAGCCAGGUGGCCCGCAGCCUGCACACGCCCCUGGCCCAGGACAUCGCCGGCGACCCCAGCUACGAGCUGAGCAAGCAGCGGCUCAGCAUCGUCAUCGGGGUGGUGGCCGGCAUCAUGACGGUGAUCCUGCUCAUCCUGGUGGUGGUCAUGGCCCGGUACUGCCGUUCCAAGGGCAAGCACGGCUACGAGGCGGGCAAGAAAGACCACGAGGACUUCUUCACCCCGCAGCAGCACGACAAGGCCAAGAAGCCCAAGAAGGACAAGAAAGGCAAGAAGGGCAAGCAGCCCCUCUACAGCAGCAUCGUCACCGUGGAGGCCUCCAAGCCCAACGGGCAGCGCUACGACAGCGUCAACGAGAAGCUCUCCGACAGCCCCAGCAUGGGCCGAUACCGCUCGGUCAACGGCGGCCCGGGCAGCCCGGACCUGGCCAGGCAUUACAAAUCCAGCUCGCCGCUCCCCACUGUCCAGCUUCACCCGCAGUCCCCCACCGCUGGGAAAAAGCACCAGGCCGUGCAGGAACUGCCCCCGGCCAAUACUUUUGUAGGGGCAGGAGACAACAUCUCCAUUGGAUCGGAUCACUGCUCCGAGUACAGCUGUCAGGCCAGCAGCAAGUACAGCAAGCAGCCAUUUCGUAGAGUGACGUUUUCUGUUGUGAGUCAGCCUCAGGACCCACAUCAAGGGUCAUUGCAGAGUUGCUAUGACAGCGGUCUGGAGGAGUCAGAAACACCAAGCAGUAAGAGUUCAUCAGGGCCAAGACUGGGUGCCCUUCCACUCCCAGAGGACAACUACGAAAGGACUACGCCGGAUGGCAGUGUUGGUGAGGCAGAGCAUAUGGAAAAUGACUCGAGGCCUCUACCAGAUGUAGCCCUGACGGGCAAGUGUACUCGAGAGUGUGAUGAAUAUGGCCACUCGGACUCCUGCUGGAUGCCAGUACGCACUUCGCCUGAAAGGAAGCAGAAGAGCCAGCCAAAACUCUCCACCUUCAUGCCCGUUGAUGAACGAGGCAGUCAGGAAAAGCUGGCCAAUGGAGAAGCCUCCCUCAUGGGUGAUCGCAACAGAAACCUCCUGAACAAAAAGUUGACCUCAUCCUAUGAGACCUUCAACGCAGCUAGCUUCAGCAAAAAUGAGGAAGCCAAUCCAGAGGAUAUCCCCCUUACACAGACAGGGGAAUACAAGCCAUCUCCUGUCAAUACUCUAACUAGAAGAGAAGUUUACCUGUAGGUUAUAAAGAAGCCACAACAAGGUUCAUUCAUGCAUAAGAAGGAAAAGGGGCAAAAAAUCUUAAAAUCAAAACAGUUUAGCACGAAAAAAGGAAAAAAGAAAAAAAAAAAAAAAAAAAAAGAGGGGGCCACCAAAGAGACAAAAGCUUUGCCUGCCACUUCUGCCUCCAUAUCAGGCGUUUAAUUAUAUAGUCUGCCUGACUAUACUGUACAAUGUAGAAACCAUUGUUGUCCUUGCAUGUCUAAUCCCCCUCACUGAUUUUUAUUUUCUUAAAUUUAUGGUUGCAAAUUGCUUUCAUGGUAACAAGCCUGAUUAAAAGAACACAACACACUGUUGUUACCCCUCUGCUGAAGCAUGAUUUAAGCCACUCUGAUUUUGUUUGAUUGUCAUCUGGCUUGUUAAGGAUAACAGGUCAGGGAAAAUAUACUCCAAGCAUAUCAUCUGAACAUUGCUGAUCCCCAGCAGGGAUGUUCCUUCAGAAACCGUACAAAUAUAGAGGUAAAUAUAAAGGGAUAACCAUUAAUAGGCACUUUGUGAAGAUCACAGCUUUAAUAUUCUCACCUAAGGCUUGAAGCAAGAGAAUUAUACUCAGCCUGAGACUGCAGUCCAAAAGGUGGUAUAUUUCCCUAUGAAUCAUGAACUCUGGGUUCUGUUUUCUCCAUAGAAUGAACUCUCUAUCGGCUUACUUCAGCGUAACAAAAUUAAUGUCAUAUGUACCGUAGCAUUCUAAUGAUAAACUGUUAAACUCAUGUUAUUUUGGACAAGACAUAUAUCUAGUUGGGAUGAUCAUAGUAACUAAAAAGGCCAAAGAUCGUGCACUAUGGAUCGGGGAAUUGCUAAGUAUUUGGUCUUGGCUUAGAAAUCCAGUGUACCCACAAACCAUAUGCAUGCACACAUAAAUACACAUUCAAUUACAUUUUGCACAGCAGCACAGUCCACAAGCCCAGAUGACCUACUACUACUUCAAUGGAUUUUAGUAGAAUGCCCAAAAGAACUGCUAAGAUGUUUGCUGAUAAUGUCAUAACAUACAGCAUCUGCUGUAUGAUAUGAUACUGCCAGUUCCAGGGAAUAUUUUCCAAAAGGUUACAUUUAAAAAAAAAAAAAAUCAGAGGUGUUGAUGUCACCCAGAACACUUUUCGGGUAGGGUGGAUGGGGGGAAAGUGGUGUGAUGCAGUGACAAGAGUAUAUUGCAAGUCAAGUAAAAAUUUUUCUUUUCACAGUGCAAGGUAUGCUUGCUAAAUCUUUUGUCAUCAAUGUUGCAGAUUACCAAUUGUGUUUGUCAAAGGUAUGAUGCAGGUUUUCUUGAAACACAAGUGCAUUAAAACAGUCCUGUGCAAUAUGAAAAAAAUGUCAAGACUCAACACACUUAAGGAGGGUGACAAACGGUCGGACUGACUUAAGCAUUGAUACAAUACUUUACACAGUAGCUUGAGAGAAGUCACAAGGAAUCCAAACUAACAUGAUAGCAAAGAGCUAUGGCCAGUGACAAUUCUCACAGUGUGUACUACUUAAAGGGAAUAGGAAACAAAACAGGUUUUUGUGCAAUAAAAGCAACAAAAUGUGCAGAACUUGAGCUAGUUGCUUCGUAGCUGAUGAUGUAGUAAUAAUUGAAUACUGAACUCAGACAUUCAGAUGAAAAUGACAAUCAGUCAACACAGUGGGGACAGUUUGAGAAGGGUGCAAACAUUCAAAUCCCUGGUUGUUUAACCUGGCAUUAAGGCAUGGUUAGAUGGCUGUCGAGUAGACUGUAGUAACAAUGUAGUUUUGGGUAGUUUCUUCCUUUUGAAGAAUUAAAUAGAGAAUAUAACAUUAAACAGCCUGAAAUAUAGGUUAGUAAAUCAGUACAAGUCAUCACAACAUUUACUUUUCAAAUUCUCUUCUCUAUAUAGAGGGGUGCCCUUUUUGGCCAUUGCAUUCCCCUCUUAAAUUUAAUUUUCAUUUUGAGGCUAGUUUGUGUGUAGAAGUUAUGAUGAAUGGACACAUGUUAUGAAGAAAAACAUAUUAAAACAAAGAUUAAUAAUUGAACUUUUUUACAUUUAAUUAUUUAAAUUAUGGAGAGAUGAAAAUUAGUACUUUAUUAUGAGACUGUAAAGAGCAGUGACUGCAUUGUAUAAUCUGUAAGUACCCUGUUAAGGAAAAAAUAAAAGAUUCUAAAGAUGCUUAUGUAAUGUAUACACAGUUUUAUUGCACGCUUCAACAGAAUACAAAAUUGCAUAACAGAUGUUCAACAUUUUUUUUUUCUUUAAUAGGAACUUUUUAUUUAAUACUGCAGUUGAAAACCACUAGAUGACUUGUUUCCAUAUAUCUUUAAACCCUUUUUCUAAAAAGCUAAUAAUACAGGUCAUACAAGACCUUCAGAUUAAAUGGAUCAACAGUCACUCACCUGUUUUUGCACCAUAUAAGGCAGUCAUGCCAUAGUCAUUUACUUGUGAGCAACUCCUUAGAACUAAAAUGGGUGUGGAAAGAAUAAUUAAAAAAAAAUCAAUGUACUUUAAAUAUUCACAGUAAUUCUAGUAGAACUACCCAUCAUAACAUGUCAAUUACUAUUAUGACCUGGCAUGACACAGAAAUACAUUUUGUGUUUGUAGUUUUUUUCAUCUGAAAUAGGUUAAUCUGGUGCCACUCCAUAUAGAGAGUGCUUUUGUAAAAAUAAACACAUAAAACAAAAUGAAGUAAAAAAAAAAAUUAGAUCGAAUGCAAAAUAUGCAACUGUGCCUUUUAUACCUGUUGUUAUAGUAGAAAGGUGAUUGGGUUUGGGCACUGAGGGGUAAUGGGCUAUUCCCAACUUUUUUGAACCUGUAUAUUGAUCCCUGUUUAUUUUCUGAUAAAUUAUAAAUAAUAUAUUUAAAAAAAUGCCUUCUGCCAAACUCAGAUAUUGGACCAGUCUUAAGUAUCUUUGAUUAUGAAAACCAGAUUGUAGCUUAGCUAUGCACUGCUUUUUUGUUUUCCUUCCAAUCUACUGCCUGGAAGGCUACAGUAUAGAUUACAAUAGAUAAAUACCAUAUAGUUAUUUAGCAAGGUGUCAUAAGUUCAUUUUGCCAGGAAAAUUGAUGAUUUAGUGUCUCUUAAUUGCUUUUAGCUGUCAUUCCAUUUGGUUGUACAGUAUAAAAAAAUGUCCUUUUUUUCCUUCCAUGGGAAACUCAAAUGAACUUUGCAUGUAUUUUACAUUAGGACACAUUUAUAGAUUGAUGCAUAACUAUAUAACUUUAUAUGUAUUAGAGAAGUCUGUAGCUUCAGUCUAAAAUCUAAUGUUCCUUCUGAACGUCCAGAUCUACUAUAUUAUUCAAUAUGGUUUCUGACUGGCCUGCUGCCUGAGUUUCAGAAAAAAACCAAGGUAGACAUUAUUUUUAUGUGAGGAAGAACUAAAAUGGGAUCGAAGAUGCUUGGCUGAAAGGCUACCCUAGGAAAUUGUCAAGUAGGAAAUGUAGAGCAAGGCCAAAUGAAUCUGCCAUAAAUAUUGCUGUUGCUAAAAGGCUUUUAAAGAACUUGAACAAUAAAGCAGUUUAUGUUAUUAUCAGUUAUAAAUAUACAGUGUUUCCUUAAGAAAUGAAAGACAACAGUAGAGGACAACAGUAGAAAUGAGUGUAGUCCAGCAACUAAACUGAGUUGCUGCCCGAAAAGCAUAACACAUGGAAGAAGGCAUCAUUUUCCAGCUACCUGGGGUACACUUUCAAACAACUUUUUCCUAAAUUUUAAAGCACUUGCAUUCAGUGUGGUACGAUCUGUUUGUAAUAUUAAUCAUUGACUAUUGUUCUGCAACUUGGUUGUUAAUAGUGAAGCAGAGAACAAUUGAUCAUUGUUUAUUAUGAGUCACUAUGCACGCACCUAUGCUAAACAUGGCAAAAUGUAUUAAACGCUAGUCCACCUCUAUUUAUGAAAUAUUUUACAUAAUUUAAUUUGCUUUUGUACAGUUUUAUGUAAAUAAAUUGCUUGUCAUUUUUGUCUCUGCAAAUUAAAAAUAUAACAUGUUCAAAUGGU